Cynoglossus semilaevis (tongue sole) is the source of this 2119-nucleotide messenger RNA. Its product is annotated as angiopoietin-related protein 3-like. The coding region runs from base 66 to 1454 and encodes 462 amino acids. The record is from RefSeq and is a predicted model, not a curated record. Gene Ontology annotation, biological process: cholesterol homeostasis; triglyceride homeostasis; phospholipid homeostasis. The transcript has 7 exons. NCBI's taxonomy places the organism in Eukaryota, Metazoa, Chordata, Actinopteri, Pleuronectiformes, Cynoglossidae.
GCUCUGCGUCCGUCUUCAGAGGAGGACGAGCUCAGCCAAUCGUGGAGCGUCAAAACAACAACAACAUGAAAGUGACACUCGUUUCCGUAAUAUUCGUCCUGUCUGUUGCUGGCGUGACCGCCUUCUACGGCCAGGAGGAGACCUCUGUCCCGCAGCACCAGGCUCCAGCUGAAACCCGGUCCCGCUUCGCUGCCCUGGACGACGUGCGUCUCCUGGCCAACGGCCUCCUCCAGCUGGGCCACAGCCUGCGGGAGUUUGUGCAGAGGACGAAGGGACAGAUCAAUGACAUCUUCCAGAAGCUGAACAUCUUCGAUCGCUCCUUCUACCAGCUCUCAGUGCUGACCAGCGAGAUCAAGGAGGAAGGGGAGGAGCUGAAAAAGACCACGGUGGUGCUGAAGGCCAACAGCGAGGAGAUCAAAGGCAUGUCCGCUCAGAUCAACUCCAAGGUGGAGAACAUCCUGCAGGAAAGAAGUCAGUUGGAGAGCAAAGUGGACGUCCUGGAGAUGAGGCUGAGUAGUCUGUCGCAGGGUUUGGUGACCAGCGAGCAAGUGGCAGAGAUCAACGACCUCAAGGCUGUGAUUCACAGUCAAGAGAGGAGCAUCACUGAACUGCUGAAGGCCGUGAGGGAUCAAAGUGACCAGAUCAACUUCCAGAAGACGAAGAUCAAGAAUUUAGAGGAGAAGCUGUCAGUCAACACCUUGGCUCAGGAGACCAUCGAAGGGAUGUCUGAACCCUUCAACAACGAACCGCCAACUCUCACUCCGUUUUCCUCCGUCUCCCACUUGUUCAGAGACGCGGAAACUGCCAGUGAUCUUUGCUCCCUUGUCUUUGUGUUUUUGUUUUUUUUUUUUUUUUUUUUUUUUUUUCUUCCAGAUUACGGUGCUACGGUCAUCCAGAGAAGAAUAAAUGGGUCCGUGAAUUUUGAUCAGACAUGGGAGAAGUACGAACAUGGGUUUGGAGAUUUACAGGGAGAGUUUUGGCUGGGCCUUGGGAAAAUUCACACUCUGGCUGCCCAGGGCAACACGGUCCUGGACAUCCAGCUGGAGGACUGGAAACACAGCAGGCAUUUCGUCAAAUACCGAUUCUACCUGGAGGGCCCGGAGAGCAACUACACCAUUCACCUCAAGUAUUUGUCUGGAGAUUUGCCGGAUCUCAUGGGUAACCACGCAGGUGUGACGUUCUCCACCAGAGACAGGGACAAGGACGGUCACAGAGACUCUAACUGUGCCCACCAACAGACAGGUGGAUGGUGGUUCAACGUCUGCGGAGACACGAACCCAAACGGUCGGUAUUUCCACGUGAGACCGAAGGGACGUUCCGAGCGAAGGAGAGGAGUUCAGUGGAAGUCCCCCCAGAAAGUGUCCUACUCCUUUAGGCUAACGCAGAUCUCGGUCCACCCCGGACCUCCCUUUUUCCCUACUCCUGCUUCUCCGUCUUCUUUUGCUUUUUUUUGAUGCAGCCAGCGUGAAUGGGUGUCAGACAAUCUUGGAGACAAAAUGAAACUGUGUCCUCUGUAUGUAGUUUCAUUUUGCCGUCCACAUAUUUUUAGGUUCUAGGAAAAGAAAAAAUCCGUCCAGAUUGUAUUUAUUUCAUUUUAUUAAUUACCCGAUAUGCCGACAUUGUCCAAACACGAUGUGUUAAAACAUAGUUCCUCAAUUAUUUUCUGCCCCCUAGAGGACAGAAUUGAAAUACUUUCGAGCGCCUGGUAAUAUUUAUUUAUUUAUCUGUAUAAACCACUCUAAAAGUUGGUCGGCCAAAACUAUCGGACAUCCAUUAUGAUAACCUUCUUUGAGCUUUAACCCAUCACAUAAUGAUGGGUUAAAACAGAGUUUCUCAAUUAUUUUUCUUCAAUGCCCCGCCCCCUUAUUUUUUUAAUUAUAAUAAUUGAAUAAUUGAAAUACUAUUAAGGGCCUGUUAAUAUUUAUUUAUUUAUCCGUACAAACCACUAUAUUGAGAUGCUGACACCAGCAUUCUGCAUAAAAAUAAAAUGAGCUGCAAUGCUGCCAUCUAGUGUCUUUCACUUUCACAUACAGCCGGUUUUCCCCCCAAAACUAUUUUCAGGUCACGCAUCAUUUGACAAAACCCGGCAUUGCAUUAUCGAGUUUUCGUAAUGGGAGGA